UCGCCGCUGGUGGCGUAACCUAGCAACCAUCAAAGCUGAACCGAACGAGGAGCUGCGAGGGCUUCAAAGCGUGGCUACACGUGUAAAUAGAUACGUCAGAAAUGGGUAAGAAAAUAAAAAAGGAAGUGGAGCCGCCUCCUAAGGAUGUGUUUGAUCCUUUAUCAGUUGAAAGCAAGAAGGCUGCAACAGUGGUGCUAAUGCUCAGUUCCCCAGAAGAGGAAGUUGUGUCUAAAGCAUGUGAAUCUCUCUAUAAAUUCGCAGCAAAAGGUGAUGAAAACAAGAUGACUCUGCUUGAGCUUGGAGCUGUGGAACCUUUAUUUAGAUUGGUCACACAUGACGACCCUAUUGUGCGCAGGAAUGCCACCAUGGCACUUGGGAUCAUGGCUUCUCAUAACGAGGUGAAAAAAUCAUUAAGACAGCUAGACGUCACCCAUGCAUUCAUCGCUCGCUUGGCACCAGAAGAAGAUGUAGUCAUCCAUGAGUUUGCCAGCCUUUGUCUUGCACAUAUGGCAGUGGAAUACAACAUCAAAGUGCAAAUAUUUGAGCAAGGUGGACUAGAACCGCUUAUCAAACUGCUAAACAGUCCUGAUCCUGACGUUAAGAAGAAUUCUGUGGAAUGCAUCUAUAGCAUGGUACAGGAUUUUCAGAGCCGUGCCGCAGUUCGUGAACUAAAUGUGAUUCCUCCUUUGUUGGAACUUCUGAAGUCUGACUAUCCAAUUAUUCAGUUGUUAGCUCUCAAAACGUUAGGUGUAAUUACCAUAGACAGAGAAACCAGAGAGAGGCUACGAGAACACCAAGGACUGGAUCACCUUUUCAGGAUACUAGAAACCAAGGACUUUAACGAUCUACAUGUGGAAGCCCUUGGAGUAGUGGCAAACUGUCUGGAGGAUCCAGAUACGGUACAGCUGAUUCAGGAGACAGGAUGUCUCAGAAAGCUACUUUCUUUCACUGAAGUUUCCACACUGACUGAUUUCCAGAAGAACGCAGCAAAAGCGAUUGCUAAAUCGGCUUGCGAUUCUGAAAACAGAAAAAACCUACACGAAGAAGAAGUCGAAAAAUGUCUUAUUGCUCUUUUGGGAACCGAUAACGACGGAACUAAAAUAGCGGCUGCUCAAGCAAUCUCUGCUAUGUGUGAGAAUUUAGCUAGCAAACAUACCACUGGAGCUCUUGGAAUUCCUCAGCUAGUUCAGUUGCUAAGCAGCGACAAUGAAGAGGUAAAAGAAGCUGCUGCAACAGCUCUAGUUAAUCUGACAACAUCCCAUUUUGGCAAUGCAAGCGCUGUUGCUGAAGCUGACGGCGUUGAACCCUUGAUCAGUGUUCUCAGCUCCAAGAGAGACGGGGCUGUUGCUAGUGCUGCCACCGUUCUCACAAACCUGGCCACCCAGGAGCCGCUGCGUGUCAUCAUCCAGAGCCACAGCGUCAUGAGCGCGAUUGUCGAGCCGCUGCAUUCCUCCAACAGCCUUGUGCAAAGCACAGCCGCGCUCACGGUAGCUGCAGUUGGUUGUGAUGCCGACGCAAGAACUGAGUUACGGAACGCGGGCGGGCUCGAGCCUCUUGUUAAGCUCCUCCAUUCAAGGCAUGACGAAGUUAGAAGAAAUGCUUGUUGGGCUGUUAUGGUUUGUGCCAAUGAUGAACCAACAGCGGCUGAAAUGACCAGGCUCGGUGCUUUAGACAUUCUUGAAGAAAUUAACUUAUCCAUUGGGCGAAAAAAUAACUUCAGUGAAGUGGCUUUGGAAAAAAUACUUGACCACAACCUUCCCCAGAAAUAUAGUCAAAUGGGAUAUUUAGCAUCCAGUAAUAUAAUUUUGGAUGGAUUUUAUGAUUAUGGAAAGGUUAAACGGGGUAUAAAGCUAUUGCCUCUGGAAGAACUCAGUGCUCAGGAACUCAAUGACCGCCGUGCUAUCAUCUUAGUGAAUACUAAAGCACCCGAAGCAGUGUCUCAUGGUCCUGUGAAUGAGCCCCCUCCCGCAACUGAGGAAAAGUCACCUGAUCUUCCUGCCCGAAGCGUUGGUACCUUCCGAAAAGCUAGUAAAGAAAAAACCAGCUCAGUAGAUGACAAACCAGAGUCUCCAGGACGUCCUUCUUCAAUCACCAAAGGAAGCAGUAGAGAGAAAGGAUCAAGAAAAGGGAGAGGAAAAAAAGAAGAAGAGAAGCCAAAAGAAGAAGAGAAGCCAAAAGAAGAAGAAGUGGAGUCUGCACAAAAAGCAGCAGAAGACGUUCCUGAAAAGGCUGUAUGGCUACCCCCUCUUGACCCCCUCUUAAUGGAUUACAUCACUGAGGCUUCCAGGACAAUUCUGCCACUAGCAUCCACCAACCAACAGGUUGUAGCACUUGCAGAGUUCGUUGCCGACAAGAUGGGCGGCCCAAUUGAAAGAGACAAGCUGCAUGAAUUCAGCUGGGAGCUUCACAUAACUGAAAUUAAAUUUGACCUUAAAUGUAACGUUGUGCCUAUUGGGAAGAUUAGCAAAGGGACUUUCUACCACCGGGCUUUGCUUUUCAAGGUUUUAGCAGAAAGAAUCGGCAUUGGUUGCACCUUAGUCCGUGGAGAGUACAACAGAGCUUGGAAUGAAGUGAAAUUGGUUGAGGAGGCUCCGCCAGGAAUACCUGCCGUUCUGAUUCCUCCUCAAGUGUUUAUUGUGGAUCUCAUGUACCAGCCGGGCUACCUGAUGAAGGAAGGAACUGCAGAGGCGGAUCGCUACAGACGGAUUUAACUCUCUUUCCAGAGCUAUUCCAGAAACCGCUUGUCAAUUAGUUUUGUUAGUUUUAUUAAUUUCUGUUCAAGGGGUUGCUAAAGUGAAUCCCUUAGUUGUGGUCUGAAGUGUCUAAAUGGGCAUUUAGAUUUGUUGUUUGUUUAGGUGCGGUGGGGACUUAAGAAUGUUUGACCAGGUUCAGGAUUCUGAUGCAUUUGGAAUAAAAUUCAAAUAUCAGAAAUGUA
Molecule: messenger RNA, 2935 nt
Organism: Sphaerodactylus townsendi
Lineage: Eukaryota; Metazoa; Chordata; Lepidosauria; Squamata; Sphaerodactylidae
Gene: ARMC3
Product: armadillo repeat containing 3
Exons: 20
Coding region: 102-2711 (869 amino acids)
Biological process (GO): intracellular protein transport; vesicle-mediated transport
Cellular component (GO): membrane coat
Molecular function (GO): protein binding
Source: RefSeq, a predicted model, not a curated record